GGGGGGGGUGGUUGGCGGCCGCAGGGGGCGGCUGCCCUCGGGGUCUGGGAGCCGUGCGGGGGAUGGUCCGGGCCCUGCGGCCCCAGCAAGGGGCGAGCGGACAGCCGGUCGGCUAGUUGGGCAAUAGGAAACGGUUUAUUAGGAGGGAGUGGUGGAGCCGGGCCAGGCAGGAAGACGCUGGAAUAAGAAACAUUUUUGCUCCAGCCCCUUUCCCAGUCCCGGGAGGCCGCCGCGCCAUCCGCGCCGAGCGAGCCCCUCCCGGGUCCCAGCGCCGUCCAGGGCUGCACAAGACCCGCGCCGCCGUCCAGCCCUCGCUGGGCUACCGCGGCCUCUGCCGGGGAAGGGGACGUGCCCGGCCCGCUGCCCGCAGGGCGGGUCCAGAGGGACCAUGAUCUUGGACCCCCCCAGGAGAGGCCUUCUGAUGUUCCUGAUGGCCUUGGGCCUGACCCAGGGUGACCCCAUGAAGCCCUCUCGGGGCCCGCUGGUCACCUGCACCUGUGAGAGCCCACAGUGCAGGGGGCCUACCUGCCAGGGGUUCUGGUGCACAGUCGUGCUGGUGCGGGAGGAGGGCCGGCAGCCCCAGGAGCACCGGGGCUGCGGGAGCCUGCAUGAGGAGCUGUGCCUGGGGCGCCCCACCGAGUUCGUCAACCACUACUGCUGCUACAGCAACCUCUGCAACCACAACGUGUCCCUGGUCCUGGAGGCCACCCAAAUUCCUCCGGAGCAGCCGAAGGUAGAUGGCCAGCUGCCUCUGAUCCUGGGCCCCGUGCUGGCCUUGUUGGCCCUGGGGGCCCUGGGGGCCCUGGGCCUGUGGCAUAUCCGGCGGAGGCAGGAGAAGCAGCGGGUCCUGCACAGCGAGCUGGGCGAGUCCAGCCUCAUCCUGAAGGCAUCCGAGCAGGGGGACAGCAUGCUGGGGGAUCUCCUGGACAGUGACUGCACCACAGGCAGUGGCUCAGGACUCCCCUUCCUGGUGCAAAGGACAGUGGCACGGCAGGUGGCCCUCGUGGAGUGUGUAGGCAAGGGUCGCUACGGCGAGGUGUGGCGUGGCCUGUGGCAUGGAGAAAGCGUGGCCGUCAAGAUCUUCUCUUCAAGGGAUGAACAGUCCUGGUUCCGGGAGACUGAGAUCUAUAAUACAGUGCUUCUCAGGCACGACAACAUCCUCGGCUUUAUUGCCUCGGACAUGACCUCCCGCAACUCGAGCACACAGCUGUGGCUCAUCACGCACUACCACGAGCACGGCUCCCUCUACGACUUUCUGCAGAGGCAGACACUGGAGCCGCAGUUGGCCCUGAGGCUAGCUGUGUCGGCUGCCUGCGGCCUGGCUCACCUGCACGUGGAGAUCUUUGGCACGCAGGGCAAGCCGGCCAUUGCCCACCGAGACCUCAAAAGCCGCAACGUUCUGGUCAAGAGCAACCUGCAGUGCUGCAUCGCUGACCUGGGCCUGGCUGUGAUGCACUCCCAGGGUAGUGAUUACCUGGACAUCGGGAACAACCCACGAGUGGGCACCAAGCGGUACAUGGCCCCCGAGGUGCUGGAAGAACAGAUCCGCACUGACUGCUUCGAGUCCUACAAGUGGACAGACAUCUGGGCCUUUGGCCUGGUGCUAUGGGAGAUUGCCCGUCGGACCAUUGUCAACGGUCCUCUCAGGCCUGGCUCAGAUGAUGCGGGAGUGCUGGUACCCCAACCCCUCUGCCCGCCUCACUGCACUGCGAAUCAAGAAGACACUGCAGAAACUGAGCAACGGUCUCGAGAAGCCCAAAGUGAUUCACUAGCCACAGGCCUGAAAGUCCGACUCUCCUCUGCCUGCAGUGCAUGUGGGGUGGGGAGGCAGACGGUGGCCCAGGGGCGGCUGUGCCUGCCGGCUCAUCCAGCCAAAAAUACAGCUGGGCUGAAACCCGAUCUCCCGCCGUCUGGCCUGCUCAAAGCAGCAGGCUCCCUGACGCCUGGCUCCCUUCUCACCCUUAUGCCCCGGGUGCAGUCCCUACCACCCCCAGGACAGGAUGCGAAAGAGGCCCCAGAGCCAGGGUGGCCAGGCCAGGGAAUCCCAGUCGCGGGCCCGGAGCCCAGGUCUGCACUUUUCCCCCUGCCCUCGGUCAACCCCGCUGCCCCACCAGAGCUGCCAGGGUGACGCAGGGUUCUCUCUAGCCUUCAGGAUACAUCCUGCCUCUGGCAUCAGCCCCACACCCACAGUCCAUCAUUUCCUCUCUGUGGGCUUGUCCGGGGCCUCUGUCUCCUGGACAUGACCCCACCAGCCAAGUGCCAGCCGCCUGGGAGAGCUG
Mustela erminea (ermine) is the source of this 2279-nucleotide messenger RNA. RefSeq names its product activin A receptor like type 1 (gene ACVRL1). Gene Ontology annotation, molecular function: transforming growth factor beta receptor activity, type I; SMAD binding; ATP binding. The record is from RefSeq and is a predicted model, not a curated record. Gene Ontology annotation, biological process: transforming growth factor beta receptor signaling pathway; BMP signaling pathway; heart development. Lineage: Eukaryota; Metazoa; Chordata; Mammalia; Carnivora; Mustelidae. The transcript has 9 exons. Bases 389 to 2128 code for a protein of 579 amino acids. Gene Ontology annotation, cellular component: plasma membrane; BMP receptor complex.